AUGAACCCGCCGGCGCCCCGCCAGGCGGCCGCUCGCUCCGGCUAUCAUCAAAAGGCACUAGCCCAGAUCCGUAAUUCACUAUUACCAUUCGCUAACAAUGGCAACUCUGAGCCACCUGGCUCGUCAGCAGCGAGCACAGUCAGUUCUGGUGUUAGCUCUGGCUUUAGCUCAUCAUCGGGGAAUGGUCUUGACAAGGAUUUGACUGCAUUACCACAAACCUUAAACCAAUUAAUAGCUUUGGGAUUUGAUGAGGAUCCUGCUGUAAGAGCAUUAAAAUAUGCUGGAGGGCGAUUUGAUGCAGCGUUAGAUUACCUGUCAAAACAACAGGAAUCUCAUAACGGAGUCCUUAAGACAAGUAACUUAAAUGCCUUGAACUCCAAACUUAUACGAAAACCUAGUCUAGAGCGUGAAAUUAACCUCCAUAGAGGUAGUCCUGCACUUGAUUCUGGCGCAGGCAGCUCUCGGUCUGACAGUCCUAGACAGUCGGAUGCACCUCCUCUCCCUCAUGAGAAAUUAAGUAGGCAAUACUCGCCAUCCGGUUUCUCUGAACCGCCGCCACCGCCUCCGCCGCGAUGUCCGUCCACGCCGCCAGUAAUGCCAUCAGUGCAGCAGCUCAUGAAGCGCAUGUCACCUGCGCCACCAUUACCGCCUGCGCGGCACCAGCCCCGUUGCAGCUGGCGCACCCACGCCACCUGCCCGGCAGCCAAUGAUAGUGGAGGUGCAGAACUGCCCCCACCAUAUCCACUGUCGGGCGUACCACCUCCUCCUUCAUACUCAGUGUCAAUGCAGAAUCGCCAAAGUCCCACACAGUCACAGGACUAUCGGAAGAGUCCAUCGUCGGGGAUCUACUCGGGAGGCACCUCCGCCGGGUCGCCGAGUCCGAUUACGGUGACGCAAUCGACAGGCUCGGCAUCGGGGAUGACUCGACCUACGCCUAUUCAGGCGUGGACUGCGAGACAAGCGGUGCAACCUCCCAUUAUUAUGCAAUCUGUGAAAAGUACACAAGUUCAGAAGCCAGUACUGCAGACUGCGAUAGCGCCUGUUGCACCUCCACCUGUCGCGAGCUCGGUCGCGCAGCCGCCUCCGCCCUCGUAUGCUAGCUCUAUCCAACAGAAGCAACAGGCGCAAACACCGCCGAGCUACCCUCUGGCCCCGAAGCCGUCCUCGCCCGGGUCCACGCCCCCAGUCAUACCUACAGCGACCACUCCCACCGUUCCCACUACAGAACCACCGAGCUAUGCUAUCACAAUGCAAGCUCUAGCCGUGCAGAGAGGGAUGCACCCUAUUCCACCGCCGCCAUAUGGCAAUCAAAACGAUAACACGACUACUGUCAAUUCCCACCACUCACCUUUACAUAAGAAGUUCUCAAACACAGGAGAAGCUUCCCAGGUAGAAAUUAAAUGUCCAAAUCAAAAUUGUACGAACAAUCUACUGAAAGAUAGUGUAGCCGCGUCCAGCUCGGAUAAAAGUUCGAACGGUUCAACGGAGCGUCGACCCAAGGGCUUAGAAAAGAUAAGACAUCAAUCGCCUAUUCCGGAAAGGAAAAAUAUUAGUAAAGAAAAAGAAGACGAACGAAGAGAUUGUAAAGUGAGAAAUUAUUCACCUCAAGCUUUUAAAUUUUUCAUGGAACAGCACGUCGAAAACAUUUUGAAGUCGUAUAAGCAACGAACGUUUAGACGAAUGCAGUUGGAGAAAGAAAUGACUAAAAUAGGUCUCAGUGCAGAAGCACAAUGUCAAAUGAGGAAGAUGUUAUCUCAGAAAGAAUCCAACUACAUUAGAUUAAAGAGAGCAAAGAUGGACAAGUCAAUGUUCACGAAAAUUAAGCCGAUCGGAGUAGGCGCCUUUGGGGAAGUGACGUUAGUAAGAAAGAUUGAUACUAGUCAUCUAUAUGCCAUGAAGACACUUCGAAAAGCUGACGUGCUGAAGCGGAACCAGGUGGCGCACGUUAAAGCUGAGAGGGAUAUAUUAGCGGAGGCUGACAACGAAUGGGUCGUUAAACUUUAUUACAGCUUCCAAGAUAAAGAUAAUUUGUAUUUUGUGAUGGACUAUAUACCUGGUGGUGAUCUGAUGUCUUUGUUAAUAAAGCUGGGUAUAUUCGAAGAGAGCCUCGCUAGGUUCUAUAUCGCGGAGUUGACGUGUGCGGUGGAAAGUGUCCAUAAGAUGGGCUUUAUCCACAGGGACAUCAAACCCGACAAUAUUUUAAUAGAUCGCGAUGGCCAUAUUAAGUUGACAGAUUUUGGUUUAUGUACGGGAUUUAGGUGGACGCAUAACUCUAAAUAUUAUCAGAGAAAUGAUCAUGGACGACAAGACUCGAUGGAUCCAGUGGACGGAGAAUGGGGUGCCAUGGGCGAGUGUAGGUGUCAUCAGCUAAAACCUCUGGAGAGGCGACGCAAGCGCGAGCACCAGCGGUGUCUGGCGCACUCGCUGGUCGGCACGCCCAACUACAUCGCGCCUGAGGUCCUACAGCGCACCGGUUACACCCAGCUGUGCGACUGGUGGUCUGUUGGUGUCAUCCUCUAUGAGAUGUUAGUCGGAUCACCACCUUUUCUAGCCUCUACGCCCGCCGAAACGCAACUCAAGGUUAUAAACUGGGAAAGUACCCUACAUAUCCCAGAUGCAGCAAAAUUAUCUCCAGAGAGUAAGGAUCUAAUCCUACAGCUAUGUUCUGGUCAGGAAACGAGGCUUGGCAAAGAUGCGAACGAAGUAAAGAACCAUCCGUUCCUACAUGGCAUUGACUUCGACAAGGGACUGCGGAGGCAAGUGGCACCAUACAUACCUCGGAUCGACUACGCGACCGACACUUCCAACUUCGAUCCAGUGGACCCGGACAAGCUCCGCAACUCGGGCAGCUCCGACUCCAACAAGUCGGACAGUGAGCUUCUCGACAACGGUAAGACGUUCCACGGAUUCUUCGAGUUCACGUUCCGAAGGUUCUUCGAUGACGGUUAUACGAACAAAAUCAACCUCGACGACAACGAUAACCAGGGACCCGUGUACGUAUAG
This is a messenger RNA of Spodoptera littoralis (African cotton leafworm), 3003 nucleotides long. Lineage: Eukaryota; Metazoa; Arthropoda; Insecta; Lepidoptera; Noctuidae. The record is from the annotation of a GenBank genome assembly.